Choloepus didactylus (southern two-toed sloth) is the source of this 1968-nucleotide messenger RNA. RefSeq names its product G protein-coupled receptor 4 (gene GPR4). Gene Ontology annotation, cellular component: membrane. Gene Ontology annotation, molecular function: G protein-coupled receptor activity. The record is from RefSeq and is a predicted model, not a curated record. Bases 771 to 1862 code for a protein of 363 amino acids. The transcript has a single exon. Gene Ontology annotation, biological process: G protein-coupled receptor signaling pathway. NCBI's taxonomy places the organism in Eukaryota, Metazoa, Chordata, Mammalia, Pilosa, Megalonychidae.
UGGACUGUGAGGUGGGGCCACUUCGCCCCAACCCCUCAGACCCCACCCCGGGACCAAGUCGGAGCCCCUCCCCUGCCCCCUGCAAGCCCCCCACACCCACCCCAUGAUCUAGCUUUUACUCACCUUCCUGUUUCCUCUUUCAGCAUUUCCCAGACUGAGCCUCUCCCCCGAGCAGGACACCUCCUUUCCCCCAGUCUUCUCCUAGUUGGCUCCUUAUUUCUUUAUUUCUUACUGGGGUCCUAGAAAACGCCAGCACCCCCACUUGCACCGCCUGGUCUUCUUUUCAGCACUCUCUAACUGUAGCCUGUCCUAUCUCAACACUGUUCCAUAUAUUCCUGGUCUCUUCUGGAACAUUCCAUGCAGCCAUUCUUUGACAUGGCCACACUUAUUGCCCGACUCUGCCUCAACACUGUCCCAAUGAUGCCGCCUUCUCCUUUAUAAACACUCCUCUUGGCCAAUUUUUGUGUUACCCCAAUACUCCCUCAUUUACUCCCUGACUGGGUCUAUAUAUACCUCCUUGACAAACCUUUCUAUUAAUCCCACCAUCCUCCAAAACCUCCUGCCCUAACUCCAUCCCUCCUCCUUUUCCCUCUCAAGCUCUACCCUUCCCUGCUCCGUUUUACCCACAAUUUACGGUCAACCGCAAUCCCCCACCAUGCUCCCCUGAACCUCCAAGGAGGGGGCUCAGGGGGCCCGAUGGCCUCCCGCCCUCCGUGGCCCCCUAGCCCCCGUGGGCCAGGGGCAGCGCCUCGGAAGCCCCAGCGCCAACAAUGGGCAAUGGCACGUGGGAGGGCUGCCAGGUGGACUCGCGUGUGGACCACCUCUUCCCGCCAUCCCUCUACAUCUUCGUCAUCGGCGUGGGGCUGCCCACCAACUGCCUGGCCCUGUGGGCCGCCUACCGCCAGGUGCGGCAGCACAACGAGCUGGGCGUCUACCUGAUGAACCUCAGCAUCGCCGACCUGCUGUACAUCUGCACGCUGCCCCUGUGGGUCGACUACUUCCUGCACCACGACAACUGGAUCCACGGCCCUGGCUCCUGCAAGCUCUUCGGCUUCAUCUUCUACACCAACAUCUACAUCAGCAUCGCCUUCCUGUGCUGCAUCUCGGUGGACCGCUACCUGGCCGUGGCCCACCCGCUGCGGUUCGCCCGCCUGCGCCGCGUCAAGACGGCCGUGGCCGUGAGCUCCGUGGUCUGGGCCACGGAGCUGGGCGCCAACUCAGCCCCCCUGUUCCACGACGAGCUCUUCCGCGACCGCUACAACCACACCUUCUGCUUCGAGAAGUUCCCCAUGGAGGGCUGGGUGGCCUGGAUGAACCUCUACCGGGUCUUCGUUGGCUUCCUCUUCCCGUGGGCGCUCAUGCUGCUGUCGUACCGCGGCAUCCUGCGGGCCGUGCGGGGCAGCGUGUCCACCGAGCGCCAGGAGAAGGCCAAGAUUAAGCGUCUGGCCCUCAGCCUCAUCGCCAUCGUGCUGGUCUGCUUCGCGCCCUACCACGUGCUCCUGCUUUCCCGCAGCGCCGUCUACCUGGGCCGCCCCUUGGACUGUGGCUUCGAGGAGCGGGUCUUCUCCGCCUACCACAGCUCGCUGGCCUUCACCAGCCUCAACUGCGUGGCCGACCCCAUCCUCUACUGCCUGGUCAACGAGGGCGCCCGUGGUGAUGUGGUCAAGGCCCUGCACAACCUGCUCCGCUUCCUGGCCAGCGACAAGCCCCAGGAGAUGGCCAACGCCUCGCUCACGCUGGAGACCCCGCUCACAUCCAAGGGCAACAGCAUGGCGAGGGCCGUGGCGGCCAGCUGGGCAGCGGUGCCGACACCGUCCCCGGGGGACCAGGUGCAGCUGAAGAUGCUGCCACCAGCCCUGUGACCCCCAGCUGGCACGGAGGCCCCAGGCCUCAGGUCUCUUCCCUCCUGCUCGGCUGUAUGCAAACUGUAUGUAAAUAAGGCCUGUUAAUAUUCAUAAGAAUACAAGA